Molecule: messenger RNA, 2878 nt
Organism: Helicoverpa armigera (cotton bollworm)
Lineage: Eukaryota; Metazoa; Arthropoda; Insecta; Lepidoptera; Noctuidae
Source: RefSeq, a predicted model, not a curated record
AUGGCUGGGCUAGGCAAACACAGACAAGUUUCUCAUUUGCAGCUGGCAGCGGAACUCGGCAAAACUCUAUUGGAGAGGAACAAGGAACUCGAAACAGCUCUUCGUCAGCACCAGAAUAUCAUCGAAGACCAAACACAGGAAAUUGAGUACUUAACGAAACAGACGGUCGCGCUUCGUGAGGUGAACGACUCCAGGUUGAGGAUCUACGAGCAACUGGAAGUGAGCAUUCAAGAUUUGGAGCGCGCCAACCACAGGCUAGCUGUCGACCAUGCCGCGGAAAAGAAACACAUUAAAACUCUGUGCGCCACAAUUGAGACGCUGGAGACCAAAUGUGAGGAACUACAAAAGACUGUCGACGACCUAAACGCCCAGCUGGAGAUCUCCAGGCGAAGGGCAGAACGGAAACCCGAAGUUGAGAAACCCAAAGAAAAAGAGAAAUCUGUUGAAUUAACUCUCAGUGUCAAAAAGCCUGAUGUAAACAGUACACCGAUUAAGACGGUAGCACCUCUCCCAGAACUGACUAAAGAGGAUGAGGAUUUACUCAGGCUCAGCGAUGAACUCAGAGAGAGCAAGGUAGCGUUCGCACAAGAACAGAGGAGGGUGACGGAACUGGAGGAACAGUUGGCGUCAAUGGUCCAGGAGAACAACAGACUGCACGACCAGUUCAGGAAUUGGCAACAAAGGGAAGACGAGCCGAAGUCUAUGCAUGAAGAAUUCUCUAUCCUUGAAGAAGUCAGACAAGGACAGCUAUGCAUAAGAUGUCUGAGAGGCGUGGAGAGAGACGACAUGUCGUCUAUGCUAGACGGAGACGAUGAUGAUAGGAGUGCAAUCAGCUCUCUGAUCCUCCCUCCGUCUGGCCAGGAGCCCCGCGAAGAUCUCGUCACUAACAAACUUGUCAAAUUCGACAAUGCCAAGGAAAAGUUACUCCAGGGUAUAUGGGCGAAUAAAGAAGAUGGCCACGAUAACCCUUACAGAGAACUGGUGCAGAAGUACGAGGCUCUUCUAGAAGUUCAACUGUCACAGGUUAAGAACAUCAGAAAGACCAAACCGACCACUUUGCCCAGCACUCAGAAUCCGUGUGGACCUCUGUCUCAGGAUGAACUGCAAACUUCUGGAGACUACAGCCAGUUCAGUGUCAAAGAUACUGAUGAGGAAAGCGGACACGGCGAAGAACAGAAAGGAGUCGGCCAAACUAAGAAGGUCGAAACUACUUCGCGCAAGAAGAUCAUCCAGACUCCGGACUUCUCAGAAGCAGAGACUUCAAGCUCCGGAUUUUCGGAUGAAACCAGCAACAAAGCUACGCAGACAGAACGCGAACGACCAGGCUCGUUCUUGUGCACAAUCGCUGACGGAGAAGAUUACCGUUUCAGCAUCUACGAUGAUGUCAGCCCCAUGGACAGUCGGUUCCGCAACAGACCGGAGUACCGUGAACUGUUCAAGGAAAUCUUCACCAUCCUCAAGAAGGCGGCGGAGAACAAAGACGAUGGAGAGCAACUGCCGCUCCUCGAUGACACCACAGCUGGCAAGGUGCCACCAGUCACACCCGCGAACGAGGAGGCGCCCGGCAACUUCACAGAUGACACCCAGAGCGUAUUUUCGUCUGUAAUGUCUGAACAAUCGAUUCCAGUGUCCGAUAUUACCGUGCCCGAAACACCAACUUUGAAAGAAAAGGAGAAACCCCAGCCCGAAGCGGCAAAGAAGGAAGAAAAUGGUAACAAAGAGAACAAACCAGUGGCGGAGAGCACCACGGAGAAACCUAAGCCGAGCCCGGCACGUCAGCCCAAAGAGCACCCCGUCUCACGAGAACGCGUUCUCACUCCGCUGGUGCGUCAGCCACUAGAGUACAUAGCGGCCACUAGAAAGAAGUCCAGACAUCGCAAUCGCAAGCACAGCCAGGACCGCCAGGGCGCAGACUCGCCAGUCUUCCCGUCGCCACCUAAGAUCACCUACCAGAAGUCAUCGAGCAAGAAGAGGAGGGACUACAGGCCGAUCGAGGCGAGUCCCCUCGUCAGAGCGGCGGAGAACGAUUGGAACGGCUCCACGCUACAGUUCUACAACAGAAACUUAAACUCGCCGACUCCCAGCGCAAGCGGCCGGACCGGCAAGAUCUACCAGGGAUGGAACACCGAGACCGACUCGUGGGACAUCAAACAGAGCACUGCGUCACAGGAAAUUCACAAGCUGAGGAAACUAGAGCUUUCCUACGCUGAAGUACUGAGGAACGCCGACAAAACAAAGCCCCGGCGCAAAAAGCAUCAGUAAAUCAUAAGUUUUAUCUCAUCGACCCCUCUUACCAGUAGUAAGAGUCGCGUGAUCAACCGCCAUUUGUCAUUGCCAACUGGACAUAAGUAAUUUAGAUUAGUAUUUGUGAUCUGGUAGAGUAACUUUUAAUUUUACCUAUAUAUUCACAAUCACAAAUUGCCAUAAUAACCGGUAUAGUUAUUGUAUACCAGUAUAUUAUUUAUGUAUGUAUACUUCAAGUCCUAUAAUCAAUUUUAAUUUAUUGAACAUUCCCAAUAAAUACCCUUCCCUCCGAUAUCACAUUCGCCAAUCUAUUUCGUACGAAAUAAAUACUUGCAUUUAAAACCAGAGCACCUAUCUGUCUCAAGAUAGUUUAACUGCCUGAAAUUGAGUUCAAUUCGAUUUAUUUCCACUGAAUAAUUUAAUUCUUCCUAUUUUAGUCAUUAUUUUAAUUGUAUAUUAUGUAUUUGAUCAUUGAUUUGUAAAUAUGCAUUUUUAAGUUAAUUAUGUUUUUUUAAUUGCCAUCGAUAUUUUCGAAUAUUUCGAACAACGCGUUUAUGUAUGCGAAGGUAUUUAAUGGAGACAAAGUGAGAGAGAGGUUGAAGGUAUAAAUAAAAAUUUGCAUUGAUAUUAACAA